AGCACUGGACCCAGCGUGGCGCGCUCCCCCCUGGGUGCCAUGGCCUCGCGGCUCCUGCACCGGCUGCGACACGCCCUGGCUAGCGAUGGCCCUGGGGAGGCGGCGGCGGCGGGCCCAGAGGCUGAGCAGUUCCCUGAGAGCUCAGAGCUGGAGGACGACGACGCCGAGGGCCUGUCCUCCCGCCUCAGUGGCACCCUCAGCUUCACCAGUGCAGAGGAUGAUCCUGACGACGAAGACGAGGACGACGAGGCGGGCCUGGACUCGCCGCCCUCUGGAGACGGGACAUCGGGAGAAGACGCAGAACGAAGUCCCCCACCUGAUGGACAACGGAGCAGUCAACUCCUGGCCCGCCAGCUGCAGGAUUUCUGGAAAAAGUCUCGGAACACCCUAGUUCCACAGCGGCUGCUCUUUGAGGUGACCAGCGCCAAUGUUGUCAAGGACCCUCCCUCCAAGUACGUGCUCUACACCCUCGCCGUGAUGGGCCCAGGGCCACCAGAUCGCCAGCCAGCCCAGAUCUCUCGCCGAUACUCGGACUUUGAGCGGCUGCACAGAAACCUGCAGAGACAAUUCCGGGGCCCCAUGUCUGCCAUCUCCUUUCCCCGGAAGCGCCUACGCCGGAACUUUACUGCAGAAACCAUUGCCCGUCGCAGCAGGGCCUUUGAACAGUUUUUGGGCCAUCUGCAGGCAGUGCCUGAGCUACGCCAAGCUCCAGACCUGCAGGACUUCUUUGUGCUGCCUGAGUUGCGGCGGGCGCAGAGCCUCACCUGCACUGGUCUUUAUCGUGAGGCUCUGGCACUGUGGGCCAACGCCUGGCAGCUGCAGACCCAGUUGGGCACCCCUUCUGGCCCAGACCGCCCCCUGUUGACUCUGGCUGGGUUGGCUGUGUGCCAUCAGGAGCUGGAGGAUCCCGGGGAAGCACGAGCGUGUUGUGAGAAGGCUCUUCAGCUGCUGGGGGACAAGCGACCCCAUCCUUUCCUGGCACCCUUUCUUGAGGCCCACGUCCGGCUCUCCUGGCGCCUGGGCUUGGACAAACGGCAGUCAGAGGCCCAGCUUCAGGCCCUACAGGAGGCAGGCCUUACCCCUACCCCACCCCCCAGCCUCAAGGAGCUGCUUAUCAAAGAGGUGCUGGACUAACUUUUUCCUGUCUUAAGGCCAGGUCUAGGAGAUGGGCUGGCCCAGGUUAGGGGGCAAGGGUUGAGGAGCCCCUAAAGUAGUUCCAGAAAGAGUCUGUAGCAGACUGAGAGGAACUUUGUUUUACCAGACAGGACUAGGAACAGGCUCUGGCUGGGGUUACCUUAGGAUGAUACCAAGAGGAAGUCUUGGCACGCCCUCUUCAGCCUACCACAACUGGAAGCUGUGGCCAAGGUCAGGGCCUUUAAACCAGUCAAACAGCUUGGUGAAGGGCUGGGGACUGCUACUGGAGUCCUGGAAUUCAGAGGCACGGGGAGGGCUGUCGUUCUAUUAAAGGUCAGCUACUCCAGUGUUAGCAAUCUCUUUAUUGGAUGGAAGAGGCAGGAAGCCCAACUCUCAACUGGGACUCCUGCCUCAGGAACGGCAGUGGAAAGAGUCCUUUUAGCCCCAGGCUGAGCCAGUUAUCUGUGACUAUAGCUUACUCUCUGAUACCCGAGGCUUCGAUCGGAUCACACCCUCCUGGGCACAGGUCACAGCAAGGACCCCAUCCCGACGCCACAGCCGCCCAUGCACUAGCCCUCGAGAGCCACCUGUGAGCAAAGAGAAGGGUGAGAAUGGCCCCUGCUUCAGCACAAGCCUGCUUUGCCUGCAAAAGGUUUGAUACAGGGCUGAGCCAACCCCCAUACAACAGCGGCACACUGGAACAUCACGAUUCUAAAGUGCCAAGUGCCCAUGUGAGCCUAUUAUAGUCGCUAGGUGGCGUGCUCCCCAGGCCCCAGCCCACUUUCACGUAUCGGCUCACUUCCUCACAAAGAUCACAGAGGGGCUGGGACAAGUCUCCAAAGGCUUGGCCAAGCAGACUGCCACAUCUCUGCCACUUGUCAGAAAUCCCAUUCUUUCCUCUCUGAUACACCAAGCCAAGUCCUCCCAGGUGGUAAUUCACCCAAAUCACCACAAGGGGGAGGGUACACCUGAGAGGACCUGAGCCUAAGAGGUGUGACUUUCUUUCCCUGUCUCUCCCUUGGUGGCUCUGAGCCUGAUCUAGUUAUCCGCAGGAGGCUAACUUCAGGUUUCCUUACACACAGCAGAGCCUACUGAGAUCUAACUGUAGCCACAGAGUGCGGGCUUCACUCCAUGUCCUGUUUUCCAGACAACGACACUAAAGUACAAACAGGCUCGGGAACUUGGCCCUAAGGAUCAGGCCAAAGCUGACUGAGUGUCCUAACUUCAAGGUCACAAAUCUUGUGAGCAAUGGUGUUUGUACUUGAGGAAUCCUUUCCUGACUGUUGCUUAAGUUUCAUCCGUUUAUAAAGCAAAGCUUUUCUUCCUUUGAA
This is a messenger RNA of Grammomys surdaster, 2465 nucleotides long. It is a transcript of the gene Snx21, whose product is annotated as sorting nexin family member 21. Gene Ontology annotation, cellular component: early endosome membrane. The transcript is spliced from 3 exons. Lineage: Eukaryota; Metazoa; Chordata; Mammalia; Rodentia; Muridae. Bases 40 to 1134 code for a protein of 364 amino acids. The record is from RefSeq and is a predicted model, not a curated record. Gene Ontology annotation, biological process: protein transport. Gene Ontology annotation, molecular function: protein binding; phosphatidylinositol phosphate binding.